Aspergillus steynii IBT 23096 is the source of this 2659-nucleotide messenger RNA. RefSeq lists its product as uncharacterized. Gene Ontology annotation, cellular component: nucleus. The transcript has 4 exons. The coding region runs from base 391 to 2487 and encodes 698 amino acids. Gene Ontology annotation, biological process: regulation of transcription by RNA polymerase II. Gene Ontology annotation, molecular function: DNA-binding transcription activator activity, RNA polymerase II-specific; RNA polymerase II cis-regulatory region sequence-specific DNA binding. The record is from RefSeq and is a predicted model, not a curated record. NCBI's taxonomy places the organism in Eukaryota, Fungi, Ascomycota, Eurotiomycetes, Eurotiales, Aspergillaceae.
GCUUCAUCCUGAACUUGGUGGUCAGUGAAUGGCGUUGGCCUAUCGCUAGCGUUUCGUACUCUCCUGCGUGGACGUUCCACUAAAGGCCUGACUGCUGAGCCGGAGUCUCCUCUGCAGCUCCUCCUUCAUUAUCAUUAGCAUAAGCUCAAUUCUAUUCUCGGCCAAGGGCUUUGCUUAGGCUUGCCCUGCGCGUCUUAGUCGCUGACUCAGGCUUCCUGAGACGGUGACUUAACCUUCAUACUUGUUGUUCACUCGCACCUAAGAAUAACCUCAACUUAGCCAACAGAUCAAAGGCAGAUCAGGAAAACAGAUCAAUCAGAUUAAAAGCAAAGUCAAUGACAUACACUGGUCGAAAGCACAGCCCAAACCGCUCUGGUAGAUCGACCCAAUAUGUUCGGAAAAAGGAGAACCGCCCAGAAACCAGACGAGUCUUUUAUUCGGGACUUCCAGCGACAGUUUGGCAGCGUAGCCAGUCGAUCGUACUCGCCGCAGACGCCGGUGAGGGACCCUGCCGACCAUGCGGUGCCUCAGGUUCCUGAGGAGCCUCAGGACGCCGACCACGUGCCCAAGGACAGCGUGAUGGCCGACCAGAGCCCCGUCCAGUUUCUCUCUCCCAUCACCCGUCAGAACUGCUCCUGCUCGCUGGCCGGCAGCCGCAUGUGUACUGUGCUGCAUAGCCCGGCGGGAGACUUGCACACGCCCGCUCACGACUGCAAUGGGUCGACCAACCCGUGGAUCUGGAGUCGGAUAUCCAAUCUCGAUGCCAAUCUGUCAGACGAGCCUUUGCCUGGCCAUCCCCUGCAGUCUCACCAUCCUUUGAACUUCAUCGACCCCAUGCUGUCAGGACUCACCAAUUCCCCCGAACCAUUUCUGCGCCGUCACUCCGAAUACGACUCGCUGGGUCUGUUGACGCAAGGCAACGUCUUCCAUCAAGAUAUCCCAUCGAAACCCGACUCGCUGCAUGGGCCCCUCCCCCACGACCCCGAGGUCGCUCUGGACCACCGAUCCCAGGACUCGCCGGCUCUGCGAUACCGAGUGACCCUGCAUGCACCCACAGCGACAUUCAACCAGACACGGGAGAUCCCAGUCACCUACCUGAACCGGUGCCAGCCGUAUCUGAUCUCCGUCACGGACACACGACCGCCGUCAUUCCGCGUCCACCCCGCUCGAUACCGCACGUACGUUCGCAUCUCAUUCGACAACGCCGCGCAGCGAGAGGACCCGACCGGGUCGUGGCGCCUCUGGCGAGACGGUCGCGGCCUCAGCGAAGCCCGCAAGCGAGACGGGAAGCUCUCCGCCGUGGAGUUCGUCAACGUCCGCAACGACGGGUUCCGCGAAGAGGGUGCCGCCCACGUCGAGCUGCAGGGGUCCUCGUUCGACGGCUUCUGCGUCGAGUGGACGGUCGAUCCGCACGCCGUGCGCGUCGGCUGCGAGAUGCACGUCGCCUUCAACUGCCUGUCCACGGACUUCAGCCUCUCCAAGGGCGUCAAGGGCGCGCCGCUGCGGCUGUGCGCCAAAACCGAGCUGGUCUCCCAGGGCCUGAUCCAGCAACCGGGCGCGCCCAGCAGCACCGAGAUCUGCUACUGCAAGGUGAAGGUGUUCCGCGACCACGGCGCCGAGCGGAAGCUCUCCAACGACACGAUCCACCUGCGUCGGGCCAUCCGGAAGAUGGAGGAGAAGAUCGCCGAGGCCGAGUUCUACAACACCAAGGCGCCGGGGAAGAAAAAACGCGUGCGCGUGCCGCUGUCGUCGCGGCCGUCCGAGCAUCUGCUGGAGUCGGUGGACGCCGAGCCCAGUAGCAGCCGGGUGCCCCGUCGCGCGCACAGCUUCUCCACCGGCGAGGAUCUCUACCAGGAGUUGUUUGAACUGCGCAAGGUGUUCACGUCGUCGCAGCCGACCAGCGUGCUCUCGCUGCGAGCCAGCGAUCAAGACGAUCCUGAUCAGUUUCCGGUCGAAUUGUCGAGCGGCACGUCCAGCCCAAAGCCACCGGCACGGUCAGCCACGCAGAGCGAGAUGCCGUCGGAGAUGAACACCGACACCGAGUGGAUGGAAAUGCUGGAGGACCGAGGCGACGAGACGAGCGGGUAUCCGGGCUCGGACGUUCCACGCUCCAGUCUGCAGACACCCGCCAACGACGGGCAAACGCUCGAGAAUGUGCCUAUUCGCAGUCGAGGCGGCCAUGGAAAAGCAGUUGCAUGCUUCUAUGUCCUCUGCCGAGUCGACGGUCAAACCGACGAAUACUAUCGCGCGUUAUACCUGAUGGAACGCACCGUGGGGAACCUGAAAAGCCAGCUCUCGAAAGUCCGCGACAUCUCGCCUGAGCGCAUCGUUCGUCUCCUGCGCGUGAACCAGGCCGGCCUGCGCAUCGUCAUCGACGAUACCGUUGUUCGCGAGAUCCCCGAGGGACAGGACAUGAUUGUUGAAUUCCAGCCGGGGUAUGACGUUAGUCUUCCGGCGGAGGAUUUCGAGGUAGCGUUAUUCUUCUGAACAUACUCUUGGUGGAGGUGGAUGGUGGAUGGUGGAUCUGCAUGAUUGACGGAGUUGAGCAUGAGCUUGAGCAUGGACCAGCUUUAGUCAGUCCGGUAUUUUGGUUCUUUCUUUUUCUUUUCUUUUUUUUUCUGUUCUUUUUUACAUGAUAUCUGUUCCUUUGAGACAUCGG